UCCACUUCUGCACGCCCGCGUCGUCGUCUCCCACCACCCAUCCUAAAUAUAUACCUCCCGCUCCCGGUGUGCCUUGAGAGCUCAUCACUGCGUGCGCCCUACUUACUCCUUCCACUCCACUGCCAGCGAGAACUCCCCUGCGUCGUCCGUCCGUCCGUCCCUCGAGAUCCAGCAUGAUCCCGGCCGGUGCUGCAGCUGCUGCUGGUGGAAUUGUUGCUCCUCCUCCCGGAGGGGUGAUGCGCAUCCGCGCGGUGGCAUGGGCGCACAUCGUCCUCGGGUGGGCCACCGCCCUCCUCGCUGUCCUCGCCGUCAACCUCCAGCCGCAGCUGCAGGGGACGUGCACGACCACCGAGGAUGAGGUGGCGCACAUGCGCGCCGACGCGCUGCUGCUGCUGCUGUCCAGCGCCGCCCAGGCCGCGGCGGCCACGGUGGCCGCCUUCGCGUCGGAGGACUGGCGCAAGGGAGUGCCCUGGACCUUCGCUGCCUUCGCCCACGGGAUGGGUGUCGCCACCUUCCACCGCCUCGACAACGUCGUCUUCUUGGCGGCGCUCGUCACCGUCGGGAGCUGCCCCGGCAGCCAGCUGCUCGUCCACGGGACCCCGCUGGUAGCCCACUUCAUCCUGCUCGCGGUGCCCCUCGGUCUCUUCUUCCUGCUCGGCGUCAGCACGUUGAUCUCCGCCCUGGUAUACCCUUAGUUGAUAUCGAUCGAUGCGUCACGCGUUGCUUCUCUACCUAUGCAGUACUAGUGCUAUAUCUGUUCUGAGCACUCGUUCUACCUAGCUAGCUAGGUGUCUAGCGACUGAUUAUGUAUGUGUGUUAAUUACGCGUAGCUUGCUACUUGUGUGAGAGACGAUGAUGCCAAGAACACUGGUGUGUGUGUGCGCGCGCGCGCAACUGUGUAAUGGCAACUACCUUAGCCAAAUUUCUCUCCAAAGAACUACCUUGGUCAAAUAAAAGCAUCCGGAGUAGAUUUUUAUGCA
This is a messenger RNA of Triticum aestivum (bread wheat), 980 nucleotides long. RefSeq lists its product as uncharacterized. NCBI's taxonomy places the organism in Eukaryota, Viridiplantae, Streptophyta, Magnoliopsida, Poales, Poaceae. Bases 174 to 695 code for a protein of 173 amino acids. The record is from RefSeq and is a predicted model, not a curated record. The transcript is spliced from 2 exons.